CUGACAGCGAGGGAUAUACUGACAUAUUCUUGAAGAUAUUUUUCAUAAUGUUAGACAAAGAGAAUUUAUCUUCAAUAAAAAUGUACUUUUCGUGAUGCAAAGUCAGUGGCUUUUUCAAUAUUCUAAUAAACUCACGAAGAUUGGAGAUGAGUGAAGGUCGGUAGCGGCGCUUUGUUUGUAAUUGUUUUCAAAAAUCCGUUUUGAUGUUGUAUCAUUUCAGUCGCGUAACUCUGCGUAUUCACUCAUGUCAAACUAUUUCACCGUUGCAUUUCAAAAUUUUGUAAUAGAUGUAUGAACCCGGGACUUUGUACAAAUCUCCUUCUUUCUUUUUAUGCACAAAUUUUGUCGGAGGAUCAGUCAUUUUCAAUGAAUGCUGACAUUUUUGUAAGAUAAACAUGAAGUUCAUUCCUUCAAAAAUGCUUGUGAUCCGAAAGGCAAAUUCCAUAUUUAUUUCGGCUGUCGCGCUGCUGUUCAUCGCUUACUGGCUUCGUGAUAUUUUACGCAAUGACCUACCUCUUGAUAUAAGACAGGUAAUAAGCUCAUUAUCACAUGUGGAGUAUUCUCAUCGACCUCUUCCCCAAAGGAGUCCAGGACCUAAAGUUUUAGUUGGAUUUGGAGGAUGUGUAGACUUGAGAGUCCGCGCACUUUCUCUUUUUGAAAGGAUGAAGUUGUCUGGAUUCGCAAACAAAACUAAUGUCCCCACAACGCAUCAAAGAAUUGGUAGUAUACAGGAUUUUAUGGCUGAAUUUUACUCCUCUUUCAUUCUUGGUGCGGCUGUUGAGAGGGUGGUUCACAAUGUAACCUUGUUCAAAGAGAUGGUGAAUGAAGCUUCGGAGUUGAUACCUUUCGUUUUACGCAAAAAAUUACUUUCCCCAACUAUAACUGGGUCUCAUCAUUAUGGUUCUGAAAGUUUUGUUACUAGUGCACCUACAACUCAACCCGUUGCAUGGUGGAGUCUCGGUGGUAAUGCUCCAGUCAUGGCUAGCAGAUUGGCUCGCGAAGGUGCGCAGGUGGCUUUGGCUGCUCGGUUAUCUCAGAGGCAAAUAUCUCAUUUACCUUCAGGAGUAAAAGUUUUAAUGGCACCCCCGGAUUUUGGUUUACCUGAUAUUCCUGAAGAAGAUAUUCAUUUGGUUUUGGAAUAUGAGUCAGGAGACAAAUUAGAAGACUCAGUUGCACCACGUGCUAAUCGGUAUAUUCUUGUACAUGAUGUAGAGAAUCCUUUACUUAGUGGUUUAUGGCCUGGAUUACUUGAAACUUGGCAACGUCAUAAUUCUGAAUUUGUUGUUGAUGAGAAGGAGUCUACAACUACAAAAGAAGCACCAGCUAUACCUGAUUUGUUUGUAUUAGGUGGUUUACAAGUAAUGGACAAUAUCCUAUCAGUAGAAGAGACUAAAAUAAGGACGUCUCGGAUAAACGAAUUAAAUCGUUUCCUCAGUUCAUUACCAUCGGAAACAUUAAUUCACUUUGAAAUGGCCUCUUAUGUUAAUGAAGAUUUUACAAUGGAUAUAUUAAAAACUGUAUUACCCCAUUCGGAUUCAAUUGGUUUAAAUGAACAAGAAUUGCCAAAUCUUGUCAGUCUACUUUCAAAUAAUACUGUAACACAUAUUAGUACAGCAUAUCCUAGAGCAGCUAAUAUGUUAGAUAACAUGCGUUCUGUAUGGGCAUACAUGAAUGAUCCAAAUCUUCCACGUGUUAAUUCAGCUAGUGGACCAAAAUGGCGUCGAUUAUCUCGCCUACAUUUACAUUCAUUAGCUCAUCAAAUUAUAAUGGUUCGUCGUCAUUCAAAGGGUGGUGCUGUUGCUCGUGAACAAUUAAAAGCACAUCAAAGUUCUGGUAUUCUACCUCCGCGUCGUUCUGAUAUUGGUUUAGCAUGGCCGUUUACUAGAGCUGCUGUAGCUAAAGCGAGUCUUAUAGCCCAUCGUCAUACAUGCGCUGCAUCUUCCAUUGAUCCGGUAAAAACUCGUUUAUUAGUGGAUGACUCAUUUGCUGUCACCGCUGAUCCUAUCACUUGGAAAUCAGCCUUACAAAAUAAUAAUCAAAUUCCUCGUAUCAAAUUCAAUCAUUCUGAACCUGUUGCUUGUUGGACGGAACCUGAACCCCGGAUACAAUCUGAACAUAAUCAGUCAGAUCUAGAGAAUUCGAUUAGAGAACUUCCAUUCGAUACACAAAUUGAAAUUUGCAUAGCUCCUGUUCUUGUUUGCUCACAAGUUAAACAGACAGCUGGUGCUGGGGAUAAUAUUUCAGCUGCAGCGCUUAGAACUCAAAUUGUAUCUCGUUCAUAAAUUUUAUAGACAUUUUUGGUGUAUAUUUUAAUCCAUAUUUUAGGUAAUUGCUAAGAUUAUUUUGCUUUUCUUUUAAAUUUUGACCAGAAAUGAUAUUUUGUUUAACCUAUUUGAACUUGUGAAUUAAAUUAUCUGUAUAACUCUACAAAUGGGGUGUGAUAAAUUGCAUUUUUUUCAUUCUCUUGACUUUUUUUUUCCACUUUACAUAACUAAUUUAACCGUUAUUAAAAUUGCUGAGAACUUAAAUUUCGUAUAAAUCUUAUGAUCAUUUACUUUAAAUGUGUAUUACGACCUAGAGUGAAAAGUAGCUCAGCGUUUUUUAUCUACUAAUUAGCUGACGAACAUAGUUACAUUUUUCUAGAGACUUAAUUUUCAGGGAAUUGAUUUGUUUCAAGUUUUAUCGAGGAUUGAUAUCGUUUAAAGAACCAUUGAAAACCAGGGA
Molecule: messenger RNA, 2724 nt
Organism: Trichobilharzia regenti
Lineage: Eukaryota; Metazoa; Platyhelminthes; Trematoda; Strigeidida; Schistosomatidae
Source: the annotation of a GenBank genome assembly